AUGAAGAAACUGCGCCGCUCUGAGAUGAUGGCCUUGGCCGCCGCCAAUGGCACAUGGACCUACCUUGCGACGGAACUCAAGUCCGGGACAAAACAGGCCCUGGAGAUGCCGUGCUUCAUUGGCAGCUGCGGCGGAAACAUCCAACAUCCAAACGCACAGUCCACUGUCUGCCCGACGGCCUUCGAGGUUCGGUCGAACAACAAAGGUCACAACAAUGACACGGCCAAUGGGUCAAGGAGAGCACAAGAGGCAACGCCAAGUCCGAGGCCCAAGGGUAGGCAGAUAGAAUGGAUGGAUCGAGGAGCACGGCCGGGACACUGUGCCAACCAGCGUUAA
Messenger RNA from Colletotrichum lupini, 336 nucleotides. RefSeq lists its product as uncharacterized. The record is from RefSeq and is a predicted model, not a curated record. Bases 1 to 336 code for a protein of 111 amino acids. The transcript has 2 exons. NCBI's taxonomy places the organism in Eukaryota, Fungi, Ascomycota, Sordariomycetes, Glomerellales, Glomerellaceae.